AUGUUUUCAGAUAAUUCACAUUGCCCUGAUUGUGGACAACAGUGGUUCCCUAGUUUAGAACUAGGCCACUGGUUGUACCAAACUGAACUUGUUGAAAAUGAAUGUUACCAGGUAUUCUUAGACCGUAUUAACAGAGCUGAUUAUUGUCCUGAGUGUUAUCCUGAUAAUCCUGCUAAUAGAAGCCUUGUUCUUCCUUGGUCUUUCCCACUUGAGUGGGCUCCCCAGAAUCUCACCAGAUGGACCUUUGAGAAAGCUUGCCAUCCAUUUCUUCUGGGUCCUCCACUGGUUAGAAAAAGAAUACAUGACUCUCGAGUAGCUGGUUUUAACCCCGCGUUACAGUUAAUCUUGACCAGAACAGAUAAAACCUUAAACAAAAAACUGGGCCAAAACAAAUAG
This is a messenger RNA of Symphalangus syndactylus (siamang), 396 nucleotides long. Its product is annotated as torsin-1A-interacting protein 2. Lineage: Eukaryota; Metazoa; Chordata; Mammalia; Primates; Hylobatidae. The record is from RefSeq and is a predicted model, not a curated record.